This is a messenger RNA of Parnassius apollo (apollo), 741 nucleotides long. Lineage: Eukaryota; Metazoa; Arthropoda; Insecta; Lepidoptera; Papilionidae. The record is from the annotation of a GenBank genome assembly.
AUGUGUCUAGUUAAUAAAAUCCUAGAACACAAUGUUACCAUGUUCAUAACACAAACAGUAAACUCUCAGUUAUUGAGUCUUGCUACAAAGACUCGCCCAGGAACUGGAACUAGAGCAAAUGAGGAGUACAUUGGAGGAGACGAUUGUGGAAACGCGCAGUACGCCUCUCGAAAAUCGACCGCGACUUCCCCGUUUAGCCCUAAGCAAGCAGAAUCGGGCUGUCGUGAGGGCUCUGAACCCAAUGCUGGUUACCUAUUUGGAAGCCCCCGGGACCUUUGCGAGACGGACUCAAUUCUUUUUGGCGCCGCACUGGCAGUCUGCCGUAUUAUAGGCGCCAAACUUUCCACGGCUGGACGCGCUACUGGACAAAGUAGUGCUAUCCCAGCCUGGAGAAUAAGAAUUGAAGAACGUAUCGCAAAGGCUAGGGCCCUCAUCGGCAGACUGAUAUGCUUCAGGUUAGGCAAUACCAGGCCAAGGAUUGUGCGCACCGUCAGGAUGGCGUUUGCUGGGACAAAUGUUAGUUUGUCCAAGCCGUAUAUAAUGCAAAAACUGACCGAGCGUAUAGAUGACCUGAAGCAAAGAAUAGCUGCUUGGGGAAAGAGGAUUCGGCGAUAUACCGAGAGGUCGACACGGUUCAACCAGAAUCGUCUCUUCCAGAGUGAUCAGAAGAGGCUCUAUAAAUCAUUGGAGCGACCAAUAGUAAGUGAAACGGGCCCUUGGACGGAAGUUGUGGCGAGUUAG